Molecule: messenger RNA, 1995 nt
Organism: Carassius carassius (crucian carp)
Lineage: Eukaryota; Metazoa; Chordata; Actinopteri; Cypriniformes; Cyprinidae
Product: interferon-induced GTP-binding protein Mx3-like
Exons: 13
Coding region: 86-1987 (633 amino acids)
Biological process (GO): defense response to virus
Cellular component (GO): nucleus; cytoplasm; microtubule
Molecular function (GO): microtubule binding; GTPase activity; GTP binding
Source: RefSeq, a predicted model, not a curated record
UUUAAGAGACGUCCAAAAAUUAGGACAUUGUCUAUUCUUAGAACUAACUUUGUCUUAAUUUUUUCCUCUUUUUUUUCCACAGAAAAUGUCCAGUUCAGGUUUAUUUUCUUUAUUCUCUUCUCCAGUUCAAAGAAGUGAUGAUGAAUAUAGUGACAGCUCUCAAAGCAUAAGUCUGGAAAUGAAGGGAGAGGUUCACAGUCAUUUAGAGGAGAGCAUUCGUCCAUACAUUGAUCUGAUUGACACUCUGCGAUCAGUAGGCAUUCACAAGGAUUUGGCAUUACCGACUAUUGUAGUGAUUGGAGACCAGAGUUCUGGAAAAAGCUCUGUGUUGGAAGCUCUGUCUGGAAUUGCAUUACCAAGAGGGAGUGGAAUUGUCACCAGAUGUCCACUAGAGCUGAGGCUGAAGAAGGUACCAGACAUCAACUGGAAGGGUUUUCUAUUUUACCGUGAUAAGAGAAUUGAAUUUGUGGAUUCAUCAUUAGUUCAAAAACAUGUUGAAACAGCACAGAAUGAGCUGGCAGGAAAAGGGGUAGGAAUAUGUGAUGAGCUCAUCACUUUAGAGGUCUUGUCAUCAGGUGUAUGUGACCUCACACUGAUCGAUCUACCUGGAAUUGCCCGCGUCCCAGUAAAAGGACAACCAGAGGAUAUUGGAAACCAGAUCAAACAGCUGAUCAUAAAAUUUAUUGAGAAGCAAGAGACAAUAAACAUGGUUGUGGUUCCUUGUAACACUGACAUUGCAACAACAGAAGCAUUAAAAAUGGCACAAGAAGUAGAUCCUGAGGGCAAAAGAACUGUUGCCAUUUUGACCAAGCCAGACCUCAUAGACAAGGGAACAGAGAAGAGCAUUCUGGCCAUUGUCCACAACAAAGUGAUUCCUCUCCGCAAAGGUUACAUCAUGGUGAAGUGUAGAGGACAACAGCAAAUUGAUGAUAAAAUUCCUCUGGAGGAGGCAGCAGAAAUAGAGAAGGAUUUCUUCGAAAACCAUGACUAUUUCAGAGGCCUCUUGACUGAGAAUAAAGCAACAAUUAAAUGUCUUGCUGUCAAACUGACUCAGAAUCUUGUUGAUCAUAUCAAAAAAUCACUGCCACAGCUUGAUGAGAAGAUAAAAAAGCAAUUGUGGGAUGUGAGGAAUAAGCUCAAGGAGUUUGAGGAUGGACCACCACAGGACCCUAAGGGAGCCAAACAAUUCCUCAUUAAAAUUUUAACAAGAUUCAAUGAGAAUGUCAUGUCCUUAUCAUCAGGGGAGCUAGUUAAUACAGAAAAUUUGUUUGCCGAGCUUCGAGAGGAAUUCAAGAAGUGGAAUGAUCAUCUUAAUGAUACAAAACCAUCCUUCUACAGUUUAAAAGAGUUUGCCCAGAAUUACAGAGGGAGGGAACUGCUCGGAUUCAGCAACUACAGAGGAUUUGAAUCAGUUCUGCAGGACCAUGUGGCCAGACUUAAGCACCCAGUAAUUGAUUUACUCAGUAUCGUUAAAGAUAUCAUCCUGAAGCAAUUUAAAGAUGUGUCCUAUAAAUGUUUCCGGAACUACCACAUGCUUCAAAAUAUCACAGAGAACAAAAUCAACAACAUUCAGUCAAGCCAACAAGCCAAGGCAGAGCAGAGGAUCUCAGAGCAGUUUGAAAUGGAAAACAUGAUCUACACUCAAGAUCCCAUCUACCUGAAGUUCUUGAAUGAGAUUAGUGACGAGACAUUUUCAGAAAAUAUGUUACCUAUCUUUGACAUAAAGAGCAAGUACAGUGAAAUGAUGCAAGCAUAUUAUGAGAUUGUGGUGCAGCGGAUGUCUGACCAGCUGCCCAUGAUGAUCACAUUUUUCAUGCUGAAGGAAACUGCUCAGCUCCUGAUUAUUGACAUGCUUAGUUUACUGGAUGGGGCAAAUGUGAGUGAGCUCCUGUUCGAGGACUCCGAAGUCGGUACAAGGCGCAGAGACCUACAGUCUCGUCUGGAACGUCUGACUGCUGCUCAUGAAACAUUAAGUGAUUUUAUUUGAGGGAUCUA